CAGCUUUUUUAAGUAACAGGAGAACGGACCCUCGUCAUGUCGAGUGGUGAUGAUAUAUUCGCUGAACCAAUGCUCGAUACAGAUGAGUAUUUGGAGGAAUACAUGCAGCAAUUGACCGAGCUUGACGAACAAGGUCUAUUACCAGACUUGACCGAGACGUUGAGGUACAAAGUUUACUCGAUUCAAGGAAGCGGCAUUAGUGCCCACAAAUCCAUUGUUCUCUCUACAAAUGACGAGCAAUUCGUCUCUGUAGAGCUUGGUAUCGCCACAAUUAAGGGUAGGAGACAUAUUUACCCAGUGACGAGGAAAAUUGACAAAGAUUUGAAGCCUGAGAUGGAAUACCUCGGAGUGAUCGAAGCCACCGGAGAGGAUCUAAUUGCCAAAGCAAUUGCAGUGAUGAAACAUUUUGGAACGUAUUUCAUGUUUGGCAACAACUGCCACGACUUUUGCAACAGGUACCUUGAGGCCAUUGGAUUAAAAGAAGCCCAAACCGUAACAGACGCGGAUAAAGUGGGUAUAUCAGCAAUCAUCGUCAGCAUCAUUCCAGUUCUCUUUGCCUUCAAGCGCUGACUUGAUGGAACCGUUAAUACUGCCGCAGGCCUUACUUACAUUUCUUUGUUUGAUUCUUUUAUUGACUUUCAUUAUGCUUCU
Pocillopora verrucosa is the source of this 651-nucleotide messenger RNA. Lineage: Eukaryota; Metazoa; Cnidaria; Anthozoa; Scleractinia; Pocilloporidae. The record is from RefSeq and is a predicted model, not a curated record.